UGGUAGAAAUGAUUACAAGUAGUCAUCACAUGUUUCUAUAGAUCACAGGACAGGACUUCACUGAUCUCAUAGGGCUCAGAUGGUUCCAUUCAUCCAUGCAGUAGUUUAUAGGGAUUUUGGAGGUAGAGUUUGGAGUAGUGGACACCGAUAAUUGUAUGUCUGGCCCACAUCUUGUAAGAGACACAGGGGAGACUUGAGCCCAAGGAGAAGUAGUUCCUGCCAAGCAAUCAUUAAUGGUCCCAUGGACUAGGAGGGGGCUGGAAAGGUAGCUUUUGCAGUGCUGAACACUUUCUGCUGGUCCUUGCUUGAAGAUGCCUUUAUUGAGAGUGACUAACAUUUAUCUUAUUUAUUUAAUUGCGCAAUUGAAGAUUAAGGGCCUUGCUCAAGGGCAGCUUGGUGGUGCAGGGAUUUGAACUCACAACCUUCUGAUCAGUAGUCCAGCAUCUUAUUUUACUUCACACACAGAAGACCAGAAAAGUCCUCUUGUAUGUAUCCAUGAAAUGUGAGUCAACAUGGAUACGUUAACAGGAUGAGAAGAAAAGUCAAGACUAAAGAAUAAGGUGGUAAGCUGCAUGGGCAGAAGGAUGGGUGGGACCUUUCCAGUUCCUAAAAGGACUUUGUUCCCAGCAUGCAAAUGAAGAAUAGAAAGUAGUUCCAGUAAGGGAAACCUAAACUGCUGAGUCAGUUUUUAGUAUACAGACUUUCAUGCCACACUGGAACAACCUUUUUUGAGAAGUAGAUCUUUGUCUUCAAUCAGCUGUGAAGUGUUGCUCUUGUUUGGUUGGAAUGAAAACCACCAUCCACACCAGCCCUUUUGCAGAUGAGAUUAGACAACCCCGGGAUAUAUUUGAUCAGACAGAGGAGCUCAACCAGGAGUUCACCGCUCCCAAACGGAGACGCACAUUUGCACAGUUCAGCCAAGCGGAAGCUGGCUGAGGACAAAGGCUACAUUUUCGACAAGAGGCUGAGGUACAACGUCCGGCAGAGCGAGACAAAUUACAGAUUCAGGGACAUUGUAGUGAGGAAGGAAGAAGGUUUCACACACGUCCUGCUGUCCAGCCAAACAUCAGACAACAAUGCACUAACACCCGAGAUCAUGAAGGAGGUGUGUCGAGCUCUGGGCGCGGCGGCGGUGGACGACAGUAAGCUGCUGUUGCUCAGCGCAGUGGGCAGCAUCUUCUGCAGCGGCCUGGACGCCUCGUACCUGAUCGGCCGCCUCUCCACCGACCGCAGGAAAGAGAGCAGCAGAAUCGCCGAGGCUGUGAGGGAUUUUGUAAAAGCCUUCAUCCACUUUAAGAAGCCCAUUGUGGUGGCCAUCAACGGUCCUGCUCUGGGUUUGGGCGCCUCCAUCCUUCCUCUGUGUGACAUCGUGUGGGCCAGUGAGCGGGCCUGGUUCCAAACCCCGUGUGCUGCACUGCGCCUUACACCCUCCGGCUGCUCCUCAUACACUUUCCCUCAGAUCCUCGGAGUGGCUCUUGCCAAUGAGAUGCUGUUCUGUGGGAGGAAGCUGACGGCGCAGGAGGCGUGUAGUCGAGGUUUGGUCUCGCAAGUGUUUUGGCCGACCACCUUUAACCAGGAAGUCCUGCUGCGUGUGAAAGAGAUGGCGACCUGCAGCGCUGUGGUCCUGGAGGAGUCUAAGUGCAUGGUGCGCAGCAUCCUGAAGUCCAUGCUGGAGGAGGUGAACGAGAAGGAGUGCCAGAUGCUCAAACAGCUGUGGUGCUCCACCAAGGGUCUGGAGGCUCUUUUCGCCUACUUACAGAGUAAAGGUUACAACGGCUAAACGUCUCGCGUCGUGAGCGGGACCGCAGCACCACCGCAGCACCACCGCACCCACCUAGAGCAGACGAUGAUGUCAUGUACUUUGAAUGAAAUGAAUAUAAGCCAAGAAUUCACGUUUAUUAAUAUUAUUAUUCUAAUUAUAAUUAUUUAUAAUCCCGACUGUAUCAGAGGGGUUCGGUUUUUCCGAGGAUGCUUCCAGACCAGCAUUCGAAACACUGAUAAUUCUAUCACGUAAUGAAAUGCCUUUAACGUUGUCGUUCUUUAUUUAUUUAAAACCCAAGCCAUUUUGCAUACAAGUGCAAACAAAUAAUUCAAUAAUCCUGUGUAGAUGUACAGUGUAGAUAAUUGUGGUUGUUUAAUUUAAUUUAUUGUCACUCUCAUGUCUAAUGGGGUGAAUUUCAUACCAAAGGGAAAUUAUACUAAUUAUUAUAAUUAUUCGUUUUUUUUAACCUUAAACACAUUCCUGUCGUACCCCAUCGUCGUUGUGAUAUGCGCCAUGGCGACCAUGCAGUAGUGAUGGGUGUGUGAUGAAGUGUAGAUGGACUACCAUCUUUCGUUUUUUUUUUUUAAAUUUUUUUUUUAUGUUUUUAUUAUCAAGUUUGUCACAAAUCCGUCGUCCUUUUGUUAGACGUCAAUUACCGUCUCUGUCGUCAGCCCUGAAUGUGAUGAUCGACUCUCUUCCUGUUUGAUUAGAAGGAUGAAAUUAUUCUUUUAAGAACAGUAGGUGCUUCAAACAAAAAGCAUAAAAAUAACAUUUACAGAUAUCUCAUGCAUUGUUCAUCCCUGAUUCAUAAGUCUAUGCAAAUCCAAUGACAGGACAUUAUUUUUUUUUUUGUUCUUGUUGUUGUUUUUUUCCCCCUAUAUUUUAUCCCAAUUGCAAUUCUCAGCAAUGCAUCACUUACUGAAGGAGAUUGAAGUUCAUAAUGAAGUGACGUUGUAUUGUGACAGUCUUUAAGAUAAUGAGAUAAAGAAAAAGGAGAAAAUGAUGCUGAAUUGUAACAUCUGUGCUGCUGAUAGUCUUUCUGCUCUGCUCUAAACUGUGUAUUUUUCUUCAUAACAGUUUUAUCUUUUUGUUUCCUGAACAUUCAGUAAAUGAGUAGAUGUGUGUAUGUUCAACUAUUGUGAAGAGCUCAUAGGAAGUUCUCAAAUAAUUCAGAUUUUUUUUUUCAUAUUGGCCUUGGGCAAAAUCAUAAAUCAGGAUUUGAUUUCUAUUAAAGAAUUUCUUUUUUUGCAUUAGCAUAAAACCAAGCAUGCAAAAUCAGUGAAUCAUAUUUCACCCAGGUUAUUUCACUUAGGCCAACAAAAUCAUUUAUUUCCAUAAACACUCACUUGAAUCAAACCAGUUCUGCAAACACCCACCUUUCCCACCUGUUUCUCACCGAUUACAGCCACGCCCCAGAGUACGGUGUAGGGCUGUGAUUGGACAGCGAUUGCAUUUCAGUGUGGAAUUACUGCAGCGUAGUAGAAAGUGAACACUGAAUUACGUUGACUUUUGACACAAAAUCAGCGUUUAAUUCUUUACAGAGAAAUCCCUUUUCAUGGACAUGAUGAAGUGCGAUGAAGGUUUUGGUCUUCCCGUGUAGCACGUCGUCCUCACAUCGCAAAAUGAAUUGAUGUUUCUUGGUACGGAAACCUCUCUCUCUAAAGAGUUAACCCUUUGAGAUUUUAGAAUUCUAGACUGAUUUUGAUAAACAGUCAAAAAAAUCAUGCUAACAUUUUCUUCAACACAAACUCAGCUAUAAAUUUAAUUUUUCUUCUAAACAGUAAAAUGAAGUACUAUUAGGCUGCUUAGUUUUUUUUUUUUUUUUUUUUUUUGUAGCUGUUAAACUGACACAAACUGAUCUGAAGAACAGAGCUGUAACGCUGCAGUAGCGCCAUUUGUUCCGGAGAUUUGGACUGACGAACAAAAAAUGAAAAUAAACGCUAAAUGCGACACUCAAAAUUUUAACCCUUGUGUUCUGUUUGCUAUUUAGCAUGGAUGUACUGUUCAUGAGUCACACUGACACACAAUGAAAUAACAGUAAAGACACAUAAAAUGACUUCUACAGCAGUUGUGUAUUCAGGUACAGUCCCCUGCGAAAGUAUUGGAACGGUAAGGCCAGUUCUUCUGUUUUUGUUAUACACUGAAGACAUUGUAGUUUGAGAUCAAAAGAUGAAUAUGAGACGAUAGAGCAGACUUUCAGCUUUCAUUUCCUGAUAUUUACAUCUAGAUAUGUUAAACAGCUCAGAACAUGGCACCUUUGGUGGCAGACCAAGCAAUUUUUAGGUGAGCAAAAAUAUUGGAACAGAUAGUCUUAAAGUAAAUAACACUUAAUAUUUGGUUGCAUAUCCCUUGCUUGCAAUAACUGCGUCAACCUGGCGACCUACUGACAUCACCGAAGUGUUGCGUUCUUCUUUUGUGAUGCUUUUCCAGGCUUGUAGCACAGCUGGAGGUGAAAUGCUGGAGGUGAAAUGCUUGCUUGAUUGCGUUAAUGUCUGGUGAUUGAUUUGGACAGUCUAAAUCCUUCCACUUUUUCCCCUGAUGAAGUCCUUUGUUGUGUUGGCAGUGUGUUUUGGCUCAUUGCUGCAUGAUGAAGUUCCACCCAAUUAGAUUGGAUGUAUUUCUCUAUAAACUGGCAGACAGAAUGUUUCUGUAGACGUCUGAAUUCAUUCUGCUGCUACCAUCAUGAGUUACAUCAUCAAUAAAGAUGAGUGAGCCUGUUCCAGAAGCAGCCAUGCAAGCCCAAGCCAUGACACUACCUCCACCGUGCUUGACUGAUGAGCUCGUAUGUUUGGAUCAUAAACAGAUCCUUUCUUUCUCCACACUUUGGCUUUUCCAUCACUAUGGUAGAGAUUAAUCUUGGUUCCAGAACUUUUGUGGCUCAUCUCAUAUCUUUUGUGGCUCUUUUUUUUUUUUUUUUUUUUUUGGUGAAUUCCUUCAGAUUCUUACUGCUGAUGAGUGGUUUGCAUCUUGUGGUAAGGCCACUCUAUAUUUCUGCUCUCGAAGUCUUCUGCAAACUGUGGAUUGUGAUACCUUCACCCCUGUCCUGUGCAGGUUGUUGGUGAUGUCUCUGAAUGUUGUUUUUUUUUUGUUUUGUUUUCCUUCACAGCUCUCAAUGUUUCUGUCAUCAACUGCUCUUAUUGUUCUUGGCCGACCUGUUCGAUAUCUGGUUGUUAAUACACCAGUGGUUUCUUCCUUAUUGAGGACAUUCCAAAUUGUUGUAUUGGCUAUGCCCAAUGCUUGUGCAGUGGCUCUGAUAGAUUUUCCCUCUUUUCUCUGCUUCAUAAUGGCUUGCUUUUCUCCCACAGACAGCUCUCUGGUCUUCAUGUUGGUUUAUCCAUUUUAACAACAAAUGUAGUUUUCACAGGCAAAACCCAGGGCUCAAACCAAGAGUAGACAUUCAGAGCUAUUAAUUGUUUAAACAAUCAAUCAACAGGGCACACCUGGGCAACGAAAAACACCUGUCACUCAUGUUCCAGUAUUUUUGAUCACUUAAAAAAUGGGUGGCUUCCCCUCACUGUAAAUAUGAAGGUGGUAUAGCAGAAGCACCCAGAAGUAUAUUUCUCAUUUCUCAUGUUCAGUAGAGAAAAUGAGCCAAGCACACAAUGCUUCAUGUUAAUAAAAAAUGAGUAUGCUUCUACUUUAAGUAAAAACUUAAAACUUAUAUAUAAUUAUAUAUAAUUAUCUAAAAAUGUAUCUGAGCACUGGCCCCUUGUCCUCUGAGCUUGGGUGAUUUUUUGCCAUUUCUACAUGCACUUGGUGAAGAUUUAACUCUUUCAGUCUCUGUAUUACUGACCCAUGAAUGAAAGAGAUUACAAGGACAUUUUCAGCUUUACACGCCCCUCAUCUAACGUUUUUUUUUUUGUUUGUUUGUUUGUUGCACUGUGAAACCUCUGAAUCGACUAAGGGGUGUGAAUGAGGCCUUCAUUUGUUUUGAUCAAAAAUGACAAAAACCCACAAAAUAUGAAACAAAAAACAUCGUCACCACAUUCAACCACCGAUAACUGCGACUAUGACACAGGGUUAUUAAUAUCUUAAAUUAAUAAAAAUGCUCAAUACUUGAAGUAUCAAGACUCAGUAAAACGAUUUCUGCGUGUACCACUCAGUCAUCCUCUGAAAUUUCUAAGUGUGUUAGGAAAUGACACAUCCUGAUCCUGACCUCUUUUUAUUCACUGAACUCUGCGACAUCAUUAAAAGCGUCAAUGUUUUUUUUUUUUUUUUUUGGAAAGAGGCAGACUCAUAAUUACAACUUUAGCCCAUUUCUUUUGAGCCUUCUGUGAUUUGUGUGUCUGUCAGGAAAUGAUGAAUAAAUCCUUAUUGAUUUAGUGAAUGAAAUGGAUUGGGAAGGAGGAAAUGAAGCGCUCGUGUAGUCAGCUGUGAUGCAGAACUCUCAUGAAGGUUUGAGGUUGGAUCUGUGGAUAACAGACAGGCGUUUUACAUGUGAUGAAUUUGUGAAUAUAUUUUAAACAGUUAAAGGACUAUUUUAACAAAAUAUCAUAUUUUCUUGUGUAUUUUUGUAAAGAUUUACAUAAUAUUGAAUAAUAUAUAAACAUACGUUUUUCUGUUUGAAAGUGAGCUGCACUUUUCAUCGACUAGGCUGUCGUGUUUUGUGGACAUAAUGCAGAUGUGGCUAUAUUUGC
Molecule: messenger RNA, 6399 nt
Organism: Pangasianodon hypophthalmus (striped catfish)
Lineage: Eukaryota; Metazoa; Chordata; Actinopteri; Siluriformes; Pangasiidae
Product: chromodomain Y-like protein 2
Exons: 6
Coding region: 821-1780 (319 amino acids)
Cellular component (GO): nucleus
Molecular function (GO): transcription corepressor activity
Source: RefSeq, a predicted model, not a curated record